Pogona vitticeps (central bearded dragon) is the source of this 2949-nucleotide messenger RNA. NCBI's taxonomy places the organism in Eukaryota, Metazoa, Chordata, Lepidosauria, Squamata, Agamidae. The record is from RefSeq and is a predicted model, not a curated record.
AGGAAGGGCCGCGUGAGGCGGGCGCCAUUUUGUGGCGGCUGUGGGAGUCGAAACGAGUAGAGGAGGAGGUGUUGCCGUCGCCGCCUUUUUUUUUUAACCGCCCUGCGCUUAACUUCCCAGCCCUUUUUUUCUCCCCACCUCUCUACGAGGUUAACUUUUAUUGUUUUAACUCAGUUUUCCCAGCCCCUUUUUCCCCUUUCUUUCCCUUUUUCGGGUCUUUUAAAUUUUUUAAAUAUUUUUUCUUUAUUUUCGGCCCGCCUCUCUUGUUUCUCUCGUCCACGAAAUCGGCCCGACCAACCGCAGCCAUUGCCGACCUCGCCAUGUCUGGUGGCGGCGUGAUCCGCGGCCCGGCCGGGAACAACGACUGCCGCAUCUACGUGGGCAACCUCCCUCCAGACAUCCGCACCAAGGACAUCGAGGACGUCUUCUACAAGUACGGCGCCAUCCGGGACAUCGACCUCAAGAACCGCCGCGGGGGCCCGCCUUUCGCCUUCGUCGAGUUUGAAGACCCCAGGGAUGCAGAGGAUGCAGUGUAUGGACGGGAUGGAUAUGAUUACGAUGGGUACCGUCUCCGAGUGGAAUUUCCUCGAAGUGGCCGGGGCACCGGCAGGGGAGGCGGUGGUGGUGGAGGUGGUGGAGCCCCAAGGGGCAGAUAUGGACCCCCAUCCAGGCGCUCGGAGUACAGAGUGAUAGUAUCAGGAUUGCCUCCCAGUGGAAGCUGGCAGGAUUUAAAGGAUCACAUGCGUGAAGCAGGUGAUGUAUGUUAUGCUGAUGUUUUCCGAGAUGGAACUGGUGUCGUGGAGUUUGUACGGAAAGAAGAUAUGACCUACGCAGUGCGAAAACUGGAUAACACUAAGUUUAGAUCUCAUGAGGGAGAAACUGCCUACAUCCGUGUUAAAGUUGAUGGCCCGAGAAGUCCAAGUUAUGGAAGAUCUCGUUCUCGCAGCCGUAGUCGUAGCAGGAGCCGUAGCCGAAGCAACAGCAGAAGUCGCAGUUAUUCCCCGAGAAGAAGCAGAGGAUCUCCACGCUACUCUCCCCGUCACAGCAGAUCACGUUCCCGUACAUAAAUGAUCUCUAAUGGUCCUCCUUUUUGUAGAACCCCACCAUGUUGUAUGCAGUUUUCCUUUCUUGAGUACAAUCUUUUCUUUUUUUAAAAAAAAAGUAUCCAGAUGUUUUAUUCAAAAUUGGCUAAAGUGUUGAAUUGCAUUCUUGUAUAAUAUCCCUAGUGAAUAUUUGCUUAACAUCAACAUUCCCUCACAUGUUUCAUAGUGUAUUUUAAAAUGUUCUAGACAGGUUUCUCUCUAGUUAGUUUGUUUCCUGCUCACAUUUUCUUCCAACUGUGAUAACUGCUGUAUAAAAUGUCUUUGUUCAGCCAUGGUUUCUACAAACUGGGGAUGUUGGGAAUGUUUGGGGUUUAACUUGUCUCUUCGGGGGAAGCUUACAUUUUAUCUUGCCUUUUCAUGUGUCUUUCUGUAGACAUAUCUGAAGAGAUGGAUUAAGAAUGCUUUGGAUUAAAGGAUUGUGGAGCACAUGUCAAUCAUUUUAGGAUUGUCAAAAGGAGGAUUGAGGAGGAUCAGAUCAUUAAUGGAGGCAAUGGUAUGACUCCAAGUGCUAUUGUCACAGAUUAAAUUGGCAGUAUUGACCUUAUACAGAGAUACCAGCUGAACACACACAUACACCUGUUCCUGAUGUGCUUUAGUUAGCUGUAGUCUUUUAACCACCGGGAUAGCAAUUGUUCCUAGAAGCAUCCUUGUGACUGUUUCAGUCCUGGGGUGGGGAUGGGGGUAAUGUAUACUGAGUGACUGAAGUGUAUUGGUUGAUUACGGGUGCUGCCUGUUAACAUACUUGUAAAAUGCAGGUUGUUUCAGACCUGUGCGUAUAAUCUCAAUACUGCUAAAAUCUGCAUGUCCUCUGUGUGACUGAUAUAGCAUUGCUGUUUCAUCUUAAAAGUAAUGGAAUGAAAGCAAUUUUAAGAGGGGGUGGGGGAAAGCACCUUUGGGGGGGUUCCUUCUGAAGUCCACCCGCUUCUCCUUCAGGAUAAGUCAGGAGUUGACUUGCUAAUAAUUCAGUGAAUUUUGUUACGUUCCAGAUUGAAAACAAUGAGCUUUUAGUUUAGAUAUGUAGUAGACAAAUAGCUUUAGCAGCAAAUUUUUGCAACGUAUAACACUUUUUUGCAACCACAAAACCUGUAAUGCAAUAUAAAGGAAUUGAUAUAUUGGCAUUAUCAGUUAUCCUAUGUAAAUAUUAGAAUGUUCGUCAAUGAUUAAUAUUGGUAAAAUUUGAGCUUCACAAUUCAAAAGCUUGUCUCGGGGAAUUGAUAGUUAUCGAUGACCAUCUUAAUGAUUAUUGGAUGGCAGACAUAACUGAUCAUUUCCCAGAAUCCUAUUUUUCAUUACGGUAUCUAACUUUUUGCCUCCUUUUUUUUGGUUUUGCUGGUUAUAAAGGUUUGGAUUGGAGAGGGCUCACUGGAUCCCAAUCCUUGGAGCUGGAUCAUUGGAUUCAAAUCAUAAUGUGGAUAGGAUAGGGAGGAUCAAUUGCAAGGAUUCAUGGAGCGGGAUCAGAUUACCAGGAACAUAGGAGUGGAUUCCUGCCCCAACCAAACCGCACUCGUGUGGAUUUUUAUUCAACUCAAUUGGCUAUUCCAAAGAUUUUUCCUAUUUUUGACGAUUGGAGCCCUUAAGAUGCACGAUGGAGUUUUCCCUUUUUUGGUAAAAGGAGCAAAGCAAGGACCUGGAGAGGUACGCUGGAGCAUUCUCCUUGGAAGGAUUCCGCACGAGUAGAUGGUAAAUGUUAAAGGGGAAAAGGGGGGGUUUGUUUGAAAACAUUAAAUCAAUAAGUCAUUUAUCUAAAUUUAAAGACACAAAAGAAAUUGGAGUCUAAAGAUUAAGUAGGUUUUCAAUUGGCUAUUGCCUUUUUUUCUUUUCAUAAAUAAAAUUUUAUAAAAAAUUG